Messenger RNA from Zasmidium cellare ATCC 36951, 1869 nucleotides. RefSeq lists its product as uncharacterized. The coding region runs from base 1 to 1869 and encodes 622 amino acids. Gene Ontology annotation, molecular function: metal ion binding. NCBI's taxonomy places the organism in Eukaryota, Fungi, Ascomycota, Dothideomycetes, Mycosphaerellales, Mycosphaerellaceae. The transcript has 5 exons. The record is from RefSeq and is a predicted model, not a curated record.
AUGUCCAACAACCGUAGCGAUGCCCCUUUUCGUGUUGUCGCUCAGUCGAGCGAUGAAGAGCCCACGUCUUCCAUCCAGCCCAGCGUCGCAACACAGCCGUUUCGCCCACGUCAAACUCUCGAAGCAGAUCCAGACAUAGCGGUCGGCACGAACCUCCAGCAAGAGAGUGGCGAAACCCUCGACGGCGUGUCUGAUGAGGCUGCUCUACCUACAAAGUCGAAAGAAGAAGUGGAGGAAGACGAAGACGACGAGCAAGAACAGGGCCAUGCGACGAGUGGGAGUACGAGGAUCCAAGCUCAAGAGCGGGAAGGUUCGAAUAACCCCAAAAAGCCUCGAAUAAGACGACAAGAAGCUGAUCCGGGGUGUGCGGAAGUUCGAAGAAAUCAGACUCGCCUGUCUGAUUAUCGGCGUUCUGAUCUGCCUGAGGCGCGAUUCUUCACCUGGCGGGCCCGUGCGCCGUGCCAAAGCUUGGACUUUGCAGCUGUCACCGUUCCGACAUCUCUUCACCCCAACAACUCCCAACUUUGUCAAACAGACACACUUAAAACACACAACAUCAGCCAUUCAUCCCCCAACGAAGGACAAGAACCAUACAUCUUUUCGGGCGUCGACGAAGACAGCAGGGAAUGGCAGGUCUGGCACAACCGCAAUCCGAAUCCGGAUAUUGCGGCUCGCGCGCAGGAAGCCAUCAACGCAUUUCACGCCGCUGUCGCUGCUUCCCUGGACGGGUGCAAGAAGGCUCUGAACGACUACGCUAUAGUGGCGCCUUCUAGGUCUGACUUUGACACUCUACCCAUCUGGUCGUCGCACUGCGCAGUGGUGGAGCAAUUUCAUCAGAAGCUGCCGCGGAUUCACUACUGCCUCAGCGUGGUACCAUUGAACCAGCAGUGGGAGUUGUUGGACUCGGAAAGGAAGUAUCAGGAGGCGUGGGCGAACUUCCACGAAGCGAACGCGAUCGUCGGGAUACUGAACCACACGCAUGUCGACGAAGAAUACCGAACGCAACCUCCAAAGCAAGUAUACCUCGUCGAGUGCUAUCGGAGACUUCGCCACAGUCGUGCUCGUAUUUGGCACCUCACAGCAAUACGCAUCGUACGGGAUGACGACACCAACACCAGCAAUGAAGCUAUUCAUGAGCACAUUGACCGCUGGUAUGAGAUCAAGGAAGAGUUAGCAGCACGGCGCGAAGAGUAUGUCGAACAGGUCAUUGAGUCGCUUCGACCCUUCUUCGACGAUGACCACCCAAUGAUGGCUCCUAUUGUCGAGCAGGAAGCUUUUAUCGAGGGUCUAUUUUCUGACCUACGUGAGGGACAGUUCCAAGUCGAAGACGGAGAAGAAGCGGAAGAAGUGGUUGAGUGGGAUGAGGAUGAAUUGGAACAGCUCAAGGCGGAGUUGGGCCCAUCUCGUGCUAUCAUCAUCGACGCCGCCCAAGUGCGAGCUGCUGAGCCCGAACUCGUCCUCGAGAAGCAGCUCCUGGACAACGUCUGUGGGGCUUGCAAGAAGGGCUAUACCACUCCGUGCGAACUCAACGACUGCCACCACGUCUUCUGCUUCUCUUGCACUGUGCCGUGGGUCGAUGCACGCGAGCACUGUCCAACGUGCCGUCGCAAGGCGGCGACGAGCGAGCUUACCCUCUGGGAUGUUACGAUCAAGAAGGCAACCGAGUCGAACGGCAGCGAGGGUACGGAUACGGAUGGGAAGCAGGAGAAGUUGGAUGGAAAGGAGGAGAGGGGCGAGAGGAACGAGGAGGGAGAUGAGAGAGAGGAGGAUGGGGAUGAGGUGAGACAGGAGGAUGACGAGGACGCCGAGUUUGACGCCAUGUUGGAGGAGUUGGCGAAGAAGGCAAAAGACAUGGAUGACUUCGUCUAG